Messenger RNA from Rhea pennata, 1312 nucleotides. It is a transcript of the gene CCDC83, whose product is annotated as coiled-coil domain containing 83. NCBI's taxonomy places the organism in Eukaryota, Metazoa, Chordata, Aves, Rheiformes, Rheidae. The transcript has 11 exons. The record is from RefSeq and is a predicted model, not a curated record. The coding region runs from base 65 to 1312 and encodes 415 amino acids.
CGUUGGCGGCGCCGAGGCGGGAGGGGCGCGCGAUGUAACUUCCUGCAGAAGCACAACUUAAAGCAUGGAAGAGAAGAAGAAAGAGGAGAAAACAGAAGAGGAUCUUGCAGAACCUAGAUCAGCUUUCUUCGAAGCCUUAUUAGAAUUUCAAAUUCAGAUAAAAGAAGAAACAAUUGAUCAGGUUUUGCUUGAUCUGAAACAAGUGGAAGAAAAGAACAAAGAAUACCAUGAAAGAAAUGACCGUUUGAAGGACGAACAGCAGGCACGCAUCAGGCGUAUCCUAAGAAAGCUAGAAGAAGAGGAGAAACAACAAGACCAAAAGGAGAUUGUAACUAGGGAUGACGUUGAAGAGUCACUGAAAGCAAAAUGGCAGUAUAUUAAGGACAAGGAACAACUUCUGAAAGAUCUGCGCUUCCAGAUAGAAGAAACAGACCAAAAACUUUUAGCAAAGCGGGCUGAGAGGGAUUAUUGGUUGGAGUACAAAAAUGUAGGAAGUAAAACACAGGCCAACAAGAUUAAGAAUCUGGAAAAAGACAUCAAGGAAAUUAAAGAUGACCUUCACAGGGCCACAGAAUAUUAUACAAAUGCUUUGAAAACACUAAAAGAAAAAAAUGACAGCCUGGUUGAGACGCAAGUGAAGAAAAGUAAAGAACAGGCCCCUGAGCAUGCUGUAAAACAGAUAGACAAAAGCAGUUGCAGGGACAUUGAAGAAAAUGAAUGGCUAAAACAAGAGGUGAAAAUACACCAAAAGGAGAUAAGUGAUCUGAAAGCCUCUAUUUUCCUCCUGGAAGAAGAAAAUAUUGGUCUAGUAAUGAAACUGCUUGAUCUCAGACUUCAGAAUCUGAGAGUACCCAGGCAUUUGUUUCUUACCCAGGCAGCUGGUUUGCAAAAUGAAUUACCUAAGGAUGGAAUGAAAGGAUUAGAGCAUGGAGAACAUGAAGCAAAGACAGAUGGAGAUGAAAAUCUUAGAAAUACCUCAGUCCCCCAUCAAAAAGAAAAUGUCUUUUCAAAAUUCCCAUCUGAAACAGAGAAUGAGAAGUCUCAAGACAGCUAUGAGGAGCUAUGGGAAGAUGCAUUCGCUCCAACUCUUAGUAGCUUGUUGUAUGAAGAUGAAAAAGAUUUCCAGGAAUACUUAAAAUUGGGUCCUCUGGAGACAAAGCUAAUGUGUGUGGUUGGAAGAGCCAUGCCUAUUCAUAAAGAAUCACAAGAAAUGCCUAGCAAGAGCCACUUUGAAGAUGGUUUUAUCAGUAAAUCAGACAGGCACAUCACAGCUCAGAUGAUCAAAUCCUUAUCUAAGGAAAAGGUUGGUUAA